Messenger RNA from Podospora pseudocomata, 1457 nucleotides. RefSeq lists its product as uncharacterized. The transcript has 3 exons. The record is from RefSeq and is a predicted model, not a curated record. Lineage: Eukaryota; Fungi; Ascomycota; Sordariomycetes; Sordariales; Podosporaceae. Bases 1 to 1140 code for a protein of 379 amino acids.
AUGCAGCAGCAAUCCGAGAUCCACGCCAAAGUGUUGGCUGCGCAGGGCUUCAAGGCCGCGCCUUUCCACGCCGGGCUCAAGACCGAAGUCAAACAACGAACCCAAGACGACUUCCUCUCUGGAAAAGUUGACAUUGUCUUUGCCACGAUUGCAUUCGGCAUGGGCAUCAACAAACCAGAUAUCAGGAACGUGGUUCACUGGGAUUUGUCUAACACAGUCGAAGAAUACAGCCAACAGAUUGGGCGUGCAGGACGGGACGGAAAACCGAGCAAAUGUAUGUUCUAUCUUGCUCCUAGCGCCUUCUACCUGCGCGAGGUCUUUGCUCGCGGUGACCUCCCGUCAAGAAGCUCGCUGGCCGGAUUGGUUUUUGAUAUCUUCAAGGAAGCUCUAGGGGUCCCUGUCGGGGGUGUCUUCAAGACCAAUCACUAUCGGCAGCAAAAGGACUUUGAUAUACGACCAAGUCCCCUCAGCAUCAUCUACGCCACCUUGGAGCUCCAUUUCGGCUUCAUUCGAGCUACGACCUCGGAGUAUUCAACCUACAAGUUUGAGGCUAUGCCGUCGUAUUUUGGCAUCAUCAAAAAACACAAGAGUCUCGUCAUCGACGCCAUCUACAAGAACGCCAAGAAGAAGCUCAAGUGGUACGAUCUUGAUGUUAACGAAGCUGCGUCGUACAAGAACACAGGCUUAACCCGUGGCGACAUCGUGGCCAAGCUGAACCAGCUUGAUCAACAGGGCCACAUUAGACUGAAAGCGAGCGGCCUAAUGAACCGUUAUAUUGUCCAAAAAGCCUUUCCCAGGACACACGAGGACAAGGAAAAGGUGGUUGACAAGUUGUACAAGGAUUUGACAGAUCGAGAAAAAGAUGCCCUGCAACGAUGGAAGGAGGUCACGAGUUUGAUCACCGGUUCCAAGUGUUUUGCCUUGUCUCUGGCACAACACUUUGGUAUGGGCCUGCCCAAAGACAAGGAAAAGUGCGGGCACUGUUCCUUUUGCCUCACAGGCAAACCAAUCCAACCCCCCAAACUCACUGUGACGCCAACGAUGGCUUCGAGCAUUCAAAAGGUCCUCGAAGCUACAAAUGCCAGAGAUGACCCACGCUUCCUCGCGCGCGUGGCGUAUGGUAUUCGAAGCCCCGGGUGACGGCGUUGAAACUGGACAAGAGCCCGGUGUUUCGUUCAUUGGCGCAUCACGAUUUUGAAGCGCUGUUGGCUGAGUUUACCAAGGCUUGUGAGAAGAAGAAGAUUAAUAAAUGACGGCCUAGUCAGUGUUGGUCACCAGCUAUCUUGAUGAAGGGGAGGAUCACAGCUCGAUGGGAUAAAUGUUUAUCAUCCAUUUUUUGUUGCGGUUUGAGUGGUUUAGUUCCAGGUUGCGGAAUGCGUCAAGGUCAUAUAGUUAGUACUACCUUAUGUAUGUACGAAUUACUAGAACCACGAUAGUUGCGGUUCUCUUAGCUUUUG